UGUCUGAGUGUAUGCGCGCGUGUGUCUGUGUGCGUGUGUGCAUGCGUGCGUGUGCGUGCUGUGCGCAGUGCGUGGCGUCGUCAUGGUUCUGAUCUGGAGCGGCGAUCAAGUCCGUCCUGAGGUUUCUGAGCCACCGCAGAGCAGAGGAUGGCGACAGCAAGUGGUCGGUUCACUACAAUACCCAGAAGCCUCAGCAAGGACUGCGUUUCAUCCCGGGAAAGAAGCGCUCAGGCAGCGCUGACGACCUGCGAGCGUGGAACGGGCUGACUCAGCAUGGCUUCAGGAGGCCCGGCAGCUCUCGGCCCCGCGAGUCCAGUCCUGCCUUCUCUCCGUUCCCCGGGCCCGACCACCAAUCAGAGGGCGGCAUGCGGCGACGCUGGAGGGACAAAAGCAGGAAGAUGUCGUCUACGUCCUCUGAAGAAGAAGAGAGGUUCAUCGUGAGCCACACGCGACCCCUGACCCCUCUGGUCCUCAACCCCGUCCCGCUCACCUCCUGCUGGGAUGUCUUUGCACCGACUUAUGAGCCAGCGGCUGGCCUGGACAUGGAGCCGGCCCCCCGGCUCCCGACUCCUGAGGAGAGGAUGAGGCAGCAGGCCGAGGCCAUCGCGGCUGAUAUAGUUCCCAUCGAUGUGACAGGGGAGAGUUUUGAUCGUCAGGCCAGUUUUCGAAGAUCCAUCGCCAGCACUGACUCGUUGACCCGCCGACCCCGUAAUCUGAGCCGCCGCAAGACAGUCACCGGAUUACCAGACGACGUCAGGCCCAAGCCCUCAGCGGGCUCUGCGGCCCUGCCCGGACAGUACUCCACCGUGGGUCGGCCCGCCUCCACUUCCUGCGCCUCCACCCGCCGUCAGACGAGCACAGAGGAAGAGAAACCAGGAAGCAGGAAGAAGGGACAGUCCUUGUCAAGAAAGAUCCGAGCUCCGCGCGGUGAGGGAAUGUCCAGCCUGAUGGCCUCGCUGACCUCCUCCCCGCGAGCCGAUCAUCAGUACGCCUCCUCCAGUCUUCCCCGUCUUGCAACAAACUCCUCUCUGAACUCUGAAGUCAGCUGUCAAAACACGUAUCGGACGCUCAGUGCCUCCUCUUCCUGCCAGUCCCAGGAUCUGCAAGGAUUUCCAAGCGACCUCCAGCCCCUGCUGCCCAUUGAUCCCACGGCUUGUGGCGGAUCCCAGUCUCCCUGCUCUGAUCCGGGCACGCCGGGUCGUCGCGCCCUGCGGUCUGAGUGGUCCUACCCCAGUGACAAGUCUCUACUUGAGGCCGCUUCAUCCUCCCACCGCCUCUCUUCUUCCUCCACACCUGAUUCGGAGUCUCAGCUCAGCUACCAGGCGUUUGAUCCGGACCAGGCCGGCACCCAGCAAGACCCUCGGUGCUUCUCUGACAGUGGCUCCUACGACGGGGAGGGGUGGAGGUACAGGCCCCUCUCCCCGGCCUCCAGCGUACACAGUAGCGUCUUCAAUGAUUCCGCAGAAGGUUCUAACUACGACCCCCUGCUGUGUUCCGGCCGGUCCUCCCCCUCUUGUGCCGACACCAGCUCUUUGUGCUCAGAGAAGUUCACCUCGUCUCCACCUCUGAGCCGGAACAGAAGGAAGUCGAGCACGGCGUCGUCCCACUCGCACUCCUCCACCCGCAGCAUUUCCCUGCGCAAGUCCAAGCGUCCGCCUCCUCCGCCCACGCGCUCCGACUCCCUGAGACGCCGCUCAGGUCGUAGUAAGCCCUUCCGGUCGUCCUCCAGCCCCCGCCCGCCUCGCGCCGCCCAGGUAGAGCGCACGCCAUCGCCUCAGGCCUUCCACGACCCCUGGGUGCCCCGAAGCACGCCGAAACGACGCCAGAGUGGGGUCACCUGCGGCACAGUGACAACUUUCGAGCCUUUAAGUACCACCUGCCAGGAAAUGACCACGGUGGAUCCUCCGUCAUCUUGCCAUCGACCAACCAACAACGUCUGCUCCCAAGUCCCCGCCCAUCGGUCCCCCGUCCCAGAGGGGGCGGGACUGAGACUUAGCCUCGGUCCCCAGCCGCCUGCUUCCUCCUCCGUCCCCCGGCUUCAGCGUCUCGCGUCGCCGUCCAGCGGUUAUUCCAGCCAGUCGAACACUCCGACGCCGGGCACUCCGGUCUCCUCGCCCUUCGCCCCGUCCUCCCCAGGAGCCUUCUCCCUGCCGCCCGCCUCUCCCUUCUCCUCCUCCUCAUGUCCGUCCUCCUUCCCCCUGUCCCCUGCCGCCGUGGCGUCCUCUCUGCCCAGGACGAAGCCUCGAGACGGCAGGCAGAAGCCACCGGUCCCAGAAAGAAAGUCGUCGCUCUUCUCCUCCCUCUCUUCAUCUUUUUCUUCCACCUCCUCCCUUUCUUCCUACACCUCCUCCGAUUCAUCUACCAAGCAUCCUCCUCUUCCUCCCCCACCUCCGUUACCACCGUCCUUCCUGCGCAGUCCUCCUUCUCCAAUACCUAUAGCUCAUCAUCCUCCCCCUCCCCCUCCUCCUCCUCCUCCUCCUACUCCUCCACCUUCAUCCCACCCACUCCCUCCUCCCCCACCACCCCCUCCUCCUCUGCUUCACUCCUCCAUGGAUACUCCUUCAGCUUCCUCACUUUCUGAAGUCCUUCCUCCCCCUCCUCCUCCUCCUCCUCCUCCUCUCCCACCGCUGUACCACUCCAUGUCUCCUCCUCCUCCUCCUCCUCCCUCCCGGCCUCCACCUCCACCUUACUCUUACGCUGUGAGGCACACCUGUGCUACACCGACCAACCUUCCGCCUCCAUCUAAUUUCCCACCUGCCCUCCCAACCUCCGAACCUUUCACAGAUCUUCCUCCACCUCCUCCUCCUCCUCCUCCUCCCCCUCUCCCCUCCCCCUCACUCUCGUCCCUCUCUCAUGCUAGCAGCAGUGCUUCUCUGAAGAACUGCGGUGAUCCGGUGGCGCCUCCGUGCCUCCGGGUCACUCCUCAAGCUCUGCAAGGCGUCAGGCUUCGCCGAGUCAAGAACCACGAAGUCCUGCAAACCGCGGCUCUGCCUGCCGAAGCAAACCAGCCCAGCCCGGAUCUGCAGCGCCACGAGGAUCAGCCAGACUCUGUCAGCAAUGCUGAAGUACAACAACCUGUAUUCAAAUUAAGUCGAAGCCCCUCCAAGAAAACAAAAAGUGAAACAGCUGAUCCAGCCAAUAAUGAUGCUGAUGCUCAUCUUCGAAGCUCAAGAGCUUCAAACAUCCAGUCCAGCAACCAAAGGAUGGAAGAUUUAGAGUCGCUUGUGAAUAACCAAGUCUCUAGUCCCUAUUUGAAAAUGUUUUAUGAUACCGACAAAAAACAGAGGAACACAAUUAUGCAACAACCCCAGGCCAUGGGUUCUGCCCUUAUGGAUGCUAAGCUAACAGACUUAGCAUGCCCUGACAUGAAGCACAGUCACAGGGGCAUUCAGGCAGGCAGCCCAAGGAGGCUAUGCUCACCAGAGAAACCGGUCCCACCGAAGAAGCCCGACUUUUCUAUUGUUGGCGCUGUGUCCUCUCCAAAGUUCAGGAUACGAGAAAAUCCAGCACCUUCUGCUGGACUCAGCCACCAGCCGCAGCCUCUUCCCGAUGUACACCCAGCUCACGGAGCACCUUCACCGGAGCGCCUGACCUGCAGUAAACCAGCAACACACGCAUAUUCAGCGCACGGAAGACCUACCGACGGCAGCAAACCCUCACCUGCUGGUUCUCCUCACCGACAGAAGCCGCCGAUAACUCACAAGAAGCCAGAACUGAGUUCUGCUGCAGCCAAACCGGUCAGUGGGUCCAGUGGGACCAGCGUGAUCACUCAGACUCACAACACCACCAGCACUGGGACCUCAGCGAGCAGUGGCCUCUCCAGGUCCGUCGGUACCUGCAGCUCUUUGGGAACCGCUGAAAUCCAAGGAACCAGUUCCGUCUGGACGGAGCGCUCCCAGAUCCAGGGAGGAAUGGAGUUCAGAAAGACGAGAGUCAACCAAGGCGAUGAAGCAUCUCAGAGGAGGAUGAUGAGGUCUUCACUGGCUGAGGACGAAGAGGACGACGAAAGGCAAGAAAGAGGGGCGGUAACCACCAUCGUCAUGACGUCAAAGAAAAAAGACAAGGCGAGGAAGAGGAGGAAGAGGAGGGCGGGCAGGCAGCUGCUCAUGAUGCCGUCGGUCAUGCACUCCUCCCCCGCUUCAUCGUCCUCGUCCACAUCCUCAUCCUCCUCGUCAUCUUCUUCCUCCUCCGGAGAUGAACCGGACGAAUAUGAGAACAGGGCGGCGAGGAAGAUGGUGGCGAGAGGCUGCGACGCGGAGACGAGCGACUCGGAGAGCUCCUGCGCUCCGAUGGGCCGGAGCGGGUUCUCCCUGAGCAGCGCGCUGUCCACCGACAGCCUGCGGGGGGAGCUGGCGCUUCCAGACCUCCUCAUUCAAGAACCGCGCGACCAGGAGGUGGACGAGAAGGCCCAGCGGACGGCGGCGGUCGGAACCAGAGGCCAGGACACAGACGAGGUCAUCAGACACCCAGACGCCGAGCUGUUCGUCAGCGUCUCGGCUGACCAGAUGUUCGUCUCCGCUCGACCGCGAACCACCGAGGAUCUGUUCGCUGUCAUCCACAGGUCAAAGAGGAAGAUGCUCGGAAAGAGCGAUCCGGAAACAGACGGGCAGCGGAUCCCCUCUUCCUCGCCCUCCUCCACCCACCCCCUCCGCCUUCGUCCAGCGCAACCUUUCCCACGCAGAGGUCAAAGGUCACCGAGAAGCGAGAGCUUCAAGGCUCUGCUGCUCCGGAAAGGCAGCCGUCCUGAUUCUUCUUCUCGAGUCUCGGCCGUGGAGCGUCUCUGUAAAUGUGCCACGUCUCUGGACCUCCGGGGGGUUCCGCUGCCUCUUCCUCCUCCUCCUCCUCCUCCUCCUCCUCCUUCACCUCCACACCGAGAACCCCACAGUGCUCCUGACAUCAACAUCCACCUGAGCGUGGACCUUCAGGCCCCGCCCACGCCUCAGAGCUUCUCCAUGACGCUCGGAUGGAAGCAGCAAGAUCUGACGCACCUCCUGGCCUCCUCUUCCUCCUCCUCCUCCUCCUCUUCCUCCUAUUCCUCCUUUUCCUCUUCCUCGCCCUUCUUCUUCCUCACCUCCUCCUCGUGGAGACCUCGCUCCCUCACUCCGCCCUGCUCUACCAGACGGCGCCUGGCAGCUCGCUGCCGCCUCUUCACCCCUCCCAUGACCGCCAUCUUUGAAGGCGAGGACGAGGACGAGGACGGCGAGGAAGAGGAGGACGAUGAUGUUUUCCUGGAGGCACCGGUCGGCAGCAACGAGUCGGCGCUCCAGCUGGUGGAAAUUUCUUAACGGGCGACUUGAAGCAAAAGAAAACCGGAUCAAACCGGAUCAAACCGGAUCGGACUUGACUGAAAACAGACCCAACAGGAUUGAACCGGAUCAGACUGGACAGAACUGGAUGACAUCACACUGAAUCUGACUGGAUCAAGCUAACUGAACUGAAUCAAACCGGCGCAGGCUGAACCCAUAAAACCGGUUCUAACGUCAGUGAACCGGUCUGAACUGGAUGAGUCCGCAUCCACCGGACUCAAGCGGCUUCAACCGGAUCUGACUGACACUCGGACCGUUUACCAACUGAAUGUACUAAAGCACACGAGCUGACCCAAGUGUUCCGCUGCCACGUUUAUACGUCUGAAAACCGAAAGAGAACCUGUGUUUGUUUCAAAACGAGCUAAAUGAGAUGUGGGGUUUCUUCCUGAGAUUAACCAGUACACAUUAUAAUAAGAGUGCAGUAGUAAUAAUUAAAGGAACUAUGUGAUUGUGCAGUUUUAGGUUCAAGGAGUCCAAGCAGAAAGAUAAAAGCAGGCGUUUCAGUUCACACUGAAACAAUAUUGUUUUGCUGUGAAAUCUGAAAUCUCCUGAGAGGCUUGAAGAUGAAUUUGCAGCCUGCGGGGAACACGUGGCGCAGCUUGGACCCCGUUUAUUUCCAAUAAUAAAUCUGCCUAAUCAGCUGUAUUUAAACCAAACCAAUGAUGAAUGAAGUGAGUUUAGAAAACCUCCCCGCUGUGUAACACUGGGAAAUAGUGAGAUUUGGGGUUUUGUGCAGUAGAGACGCAAAAGAAUGAAAAGCUGACGCAAAAGCUUUUUUUUUUUUCUGUUAAAGAUGUUUUUCUUUCUGUUUCCAUUUGUGAGCCUGAUACUGUUUUUCAGUUAAUCCUGGUGUCAUUUUGUGUUUUAUUCCUUCAAGUGAAACUUUUUUAAAGCCGAUUUCUCCCCGGUUUGAAGCAGCUCAUGUUUUACUUGUUUCUCUCUAUAAUAUGAUGAAACAGACCUCGGUGUAACUUUCUCAGUUUUUUUGUAGUUCUUCCUGUCCUGUAAAUAUUCCUCCUCUUUUACAUUUUUACAGCCUUUCCUUUUUGUAGCCGUCCCCAUCUUCACCCGUCUAGUUUGUUUUUACCUAGCAGGAGACUCCCAGUUUAUAUAUGGACUGUAUUAGCCUGCAGGUCAGAGGAGGGACGCACUGUGAGUGGAAACUGGACCUUAAGAGAGAGAACAGGAGGAAAAAAAGUGUUUUAAAGUGAAAGCA
Messenger RNA from Salarias fasciatus (jewelled blenny), 6522 nucleotides. RefSeq names its product NHS-like 1a (gene nhsl1a). Gene Ontology annotation, biological process: cell differentiation. The record is from RefSeq and is a predicted model, not a curated record. NCBI's taxonomy places the organism in Eukaryota, Metazoa, Chordata, Actinopteri, Blenniiformes, Blenniidae. The transcript is spliced from 8 exons. The coding region runs from base 366 to 5285 and encodes 1639 amino acids.